UUAUUUUAUCCUAAAGUUUUUUCAUUCAAUUUGAACACAAGCACUCUUCUUCUCUCUCUCUCUCUCUCUCUCUCUCUCUCUCUCUCUCUCUCUCUCUCUUUCAUGGGGUAAAAAAAAUACCGAUGCAAUUACUCUUGUCAGAACCUUCAAGACACAAUCACAAUAACCAGCUUCUAUCUAUCUAUGUAUCUAUCUGUUGCUGUCAUUACUUUGUUUUGUUUUCUUCUGUUACAGCCUCUGCCGUCUUCCGCUGUAUGGAGAAGCUACUGCCGUGUGGUUUCGGAAAAACAAAAUUGGGGAUAAGGGGGGAGGUUUAAUUGGUCCCUGGAGGGUAGAAGAAAAUUUAGGUUUUGCUGUCACUGGUUAUGUGUCAGCUAUAAACUACCUUUGAGCUGAAAUCUGGGUGGAAUGGCGCGGGGGAGGAUCAGGGCAAGGCUCCGUAGGAGGAGCCAACUUUACACAUUUGGUUGCCUGAAGCCAACUACCACUGAAGAGUUGCCCUAUCCACUUCAAGGUCCUGGCUACUCGCGAACAGUUUUCUGCAACCAGCCUCAACUCCAUGAAAAGAAUUCCCUAUUUUAUUGCAAGAAUGAUAUAUCAACCACCAAGUACAAUGUCAUAACGUUUCUACCUAAGGCAUUGUUUGAACAGUUUCGAAGGGUUGCUAACAUAUACUUUCUUUUGGCUGCUUGCCUUUCGGCUUCUCCAAUUUCACCUUUCAGCCCACUGAGCAUGAUUGCUCCUCUGGCCUUUGUUGUGGGACUCAGUAUGGUGAAGGAGGCAUUGGAGGAUUCUCGCAGGUUCUUUCAGGAUGUCAAAGUUAAUCGACGGAAAGUUUGUCUCCAUAUAGGCAAUGGGACUUUUGGCCUAAGAUCGUGGCAGAAGAUUGUGGUUGGGGAUGUGGUCAAAGUAGAAAAAGAUCAAUUUUUUCCAGCCGACUUGCUUCUCUUGGCGUCAAGUUAUGAGGAUGGAAUAUGCUAUGUGGAGACAAUGAAUUUAGAUGGAGAGACCAACUUGAAGGUGAAGAGAUCUUUGGAGGCUACCUUGUUUCUGGAUAACGACGAGGCUUUUAAGGAUUUCUCUGCAACAAUAUUUUGUGAAGAUCCAAAUCCCAAUCUUUACACUUUUAUUGGGAACUUUGAGCAUGAAAAUCAGGUUUAUCCUCUUGAUCCUAGUCAAAUUCUCCUCAGAGAUUCGAAGCUUAGGAACACUGAUCAUGUUUAUGGAGUGGUCAUUUUCACUGGACAUGACAGCAAAGUCAUGCAGAAUUCUACAAAAUCCCCUUCAAAGAGAAGCACAAUAGAAAAGAAGAUGGACUAUAUCAUAUAUACACUUUUCACUGUCCUUAUAUUGAUAUCUUUUAUUAGUUCAAUAGGAUUUGUUGCAAAGACCAAAUACCAAGCCCCAACUUGGUGGUAUUUACGGCCUGACAAUAUUGAAUAUCAGUUUGAUCCUGGGAAAAUCGGAUUGGCUGGGAUGAGCCAUCUGAUUACUGCACUCAUUCUCUAUGGAUAUUUGAUUCCUAUCUCGCUCUAUGUUUCAAUUGAGGUUGUCAAGGUAUUACAGGCAACCUUCAUUGACCAAGACAUUCAAAUGUAUGAUGAUGAAACUGGAACUCCAGCUGAAGCACGGACAUCAAAUUUGAAUGAAGAGUUGGGUCAGGUAGAUACCAUCCUCUCUGAUAAAACUGGCACUUUAACUUGCAACCAGAUGGACUUUUUGAAGUGCUCCAUUGCCGGUACUGCAUAUGGUGUUCGUUCCAGUGAGGUUGAACUUGCUGCAGCAAAGCAGAUGGCUUCUGAUCUUGAGGAGCCGGACAUGGAUAUGUCUAAUUUUUCCAUUCCUAAGGAGAGUAAAGUGCCAUGGGAAAAUAUUACUGUAGAUGAAGAAUCUGAACUGGGGAUUGUUGCUAAUUCCAAGAAUGAUGAAGAUCAAGAUCAAAGGACUUCCAUAAAGGGAUUUGGUUUCGAAGAUGAUCGCCUUAUGAAUGGUAACUGGAUGAAAGAACCAAAUGCCAAUGUCCUUUUACUGUUUUUCCGGAUAUUAGCAAUUUGUCAUACGGCCAUCCCUGAACUAAAUGAGGAGACUGACAUUUGUACUUAUGAGGCCGAGUCACCUGAUGAAGGGGCUUUUCUAGUAGCAGCCAGAGAAUUUGGUUUUGAAUUUUAUAGGAGAACUCAAUCAAGUGUUGUCAUCCGCGAAAGAUUUUCUGCCUCAGGACAAUUGGUUCAAAGAGAAUAUAAAAUUUUGAAUCUGCUGGACUUUACUAGCAAAAGGAAGCGCAUGUCAGUGAUUGUGCGUGACGAGGAGGGAAACAUCAUUCUUUUUUGCAAAGGAGCUGACAGCAUCAUAUUUGAUCGACUGUCUAAGAAUGGAAAAAUGUAUUUGGACGCUACUACUAGACAUUUGAAUGAAUAUGGAGAAGCUGGCUUGAGAACACUAGCCUUGGCCUAUAGAGAGCUUGACGACCAAGAGUACUCUGAUUGGAAUAACAAGUUUCAGAAGGCCAAAACAGCUGUUGGAGCUGACAGAGAGGCAAUGCUUGAUCAGGUUUCAGAUGUUAUGGAAAGAGAGUUGAUACUUGUUGGCGCUACUGCUGUAGAGGAUAAACUACAGAAAGGGGUGCCUCAAUGCAUUGACAAACUUGCUCAAGCUGGUCUAAAGAUCUGGGUAUUGACUGGGGAUAAGAUGGAAACUGCAAUCAACAUUGGAUUUGCUUGUAGUUUACUUCGACAGGGCAUGAGGCAAAUCUGUAUCACAAUGAAUUCAGAAACCAAUGAUUCGAAAGAGGUCAUCAAAGGUAACAUCUUGAAUCAAAUCACCAAUGCCUCGCAAAUGAUAAAGCUAGAAAAGGAUCCACAUGCUGCAUUUGCAUUAAUUAUUGAUGGGAAAACUCUAACGUAUGCUUUAGAAGAUGAUGUCAAACUCCAAUUUUUGGGACUGGCUGUCGGCUGUGCGUCUGUUAUUUGUUGUCGUGUGUCUCCAAAGCAAAAAGCACUAGUUACAAGGCUAGUGAAAGAAGGAACUGGGAAGACCACUUUGGCCAUUGGUGAUGGUGCAAAUGAUGUUGGCAUGAUUCAAGAAGCUGACAUUGGUGUUGGAAUCAGUGGGGUUGAAGGUAUGCAGGCAGUAAUGGCUAGUGACUUUUCUAUUGCCCAAUUCCGGUUUUUGGAGCGGCUUCUGGUAGUCCAUGGACACUGGUGUUACAAGAGAAUUGCACAAAUGAUAUGCUAUUUCUUCUACAAAAAUAUAGCAUUUGGCCUCACCAUUUUCUAUUUUGAGGCCUUUACGGGCUUCUCUGGACAAUCGGUUUAUGAUGACUGGUACAUGAUAUUGUUCAAUGUUGUUCUUACAUCAUUGCCUGUCAUUUCUCUUGGAGUUUUUGAACAAGAUGUUCCAUCAGAAGUUUGCUUACAGUUUCCUGCACUGUAUCAGCAAGGACCCAAAAACUUGUUCUUUGACUGGUAUAGAAUCUUGGGAUGGAUGGGGAAUGGUCUUUAUUCCUCCCUCGUCAUCUUCUUCCUUGUCAUUAUCAUCUUCUAUGACCAAGCAUUCCGUGCCAAUGGCCAGGUCGCAGACAUGGCUGCUGUUGGUACCACAAUGUUCACUUGCAUCAUCUGGACUGUGAAUUGCCAGAUUGCACUGACAAUGAGCCAUUUCACAUGGAUCCAACACCUCUUUGUCUGGGGCAGCAUAACCACUUGGUACCUCUUUCUCUUGUUAUAUGGCAUGCUUCCACCAAAAUAUUGCAAAUCUGCCUACAAAAUAUUGGUGGAGGUUCUUGCUCCUGCUCCUAUUUAUUGGACAACAACCCUAUUAGUAACAAUCACAUGCGUUCUUCCUUAUCUCGCCCACAUAUCCUUGCAAAGAUGUUCUCAUCCCAUGGAUCAUCACAUUAUCCAAGAAAUCAAGUACUACAAGAAGGACAUUGAAGAUCAACACAUGUGGACGAGGGAGCGGUCUAAAGCAAGGCAAGAAACGAAGAUUGGAUUCACGGCAAGAGUGGAAGCAAAGAUUAGGUAUUUUAGAAGUAAAUUGCAGAAGAAGCAGCAGCAGUCUUCAGUGGGCUCUUCAGUGGGCUCUUUGUCUCCAUUAUGACAAUUACAAACACAGUUUAUUAGUUUUCACACCUUUUAGGAGUUGCAUUUUUUAAUUUUUUUAGCUCUAGUCUCAUUUAAAUUCUUUUCGUGCUUAUGUGUAUGGGUGAAUUAAAGCCCCUUGCAUUAAGAAAAAAAAAAGUGAGCUGUUGUAUGUAACAUAUUUAAGUAGAAGAGCUCACCAAGCUAGUAAGUUCUGAAUGAUCAAAGUGUAUUUCUUGCGUAGCAGAUGGUUAUAUAUAAUUCAAAUGAUGUUGCCAAGUUGUGCUAAACAGUUUUACGGUAUA
Molecule: messenger RNA, 4384 nt
Organism: Vigna unguiculata (cowpea)
Lineage: Eukaryota; Viridiplantae; Streptophyta; Magnoliopsida; Fabales; Fabaceae
Product: putative phospholipid-transporting ATPase 4
Biological process (GO): phospholipid translocation
Cellular component (GO): plasma membrane
Molecular function (GO): ATPase-coupled intramembrane lipid carrier activity; ATP binding; ATP hydrolysis activity
Source: RefSeq, a predicted model, not a curated record